Salvelinus sp. IW2-2015 is the source of this 1761-nucleotide messenger RNA. Its product is annotated as keratinocyte-associated transmembrane protein 2. NCBI's taxonomy places the organism in Eukaryota, Metazoa, Chordata, Actinopteri, Salmoniformes, Salmonidae. The record is from RefSeq and is a predicted model, not a curated record.
CGCUGCUGGCCACACCCGUCAAGGACGCUGCUGCCACACCCGUCAAGGACGCUGCUGGCACACCCGUCAAGGACGCUGCUGGCACACCCGUCAAGGACGCUGCUGGCACACCCGUCAAGGACGCUGCUCCCACACCUAUAGAAGACACACCCAUCAAGGACACACCUAUCGAAGGUGUAAAAGCACGUGAUGAUGCACCAUACACCAAAGGGGAGGUUAUAGCUGAAUCCACUGCCAUUAUUGCUGAAACAACUGUUGGCAAGUUUGCAAUAACUGCAGACAAGAACAAAACCAAAUUAGAUAAAUCAGGACUGACUCCUGAAAAACUACCUCCCAAACCUGCUGAUUCAGAUGCUGAUGCUGCCCCGGCCAUGACUGCAGCUCCAGCCACCAGCACCACCACAGUCAAAGCCCCAGAGCCUGCCAAGCCCAUCCUGGAGAAACCAAGCCCUGCCUCCAACACCAAGCUCGUCGGCCCCAUGGACGCAACAGAGGAUGAGCAAGAGAGCGAUCUAGUGCCUGUCAACACCCUGGAGUCCCAGACCGAGACAGACAUGUACGGCAGAGAAAAUGAGGAAGAAGGUGGUGAAGAUGACUAUGAUAAGGUCCCUCUGGACCAGAACCAGAACUUUGGCAGCCAAGACCUCAACGAGGAGAACGACGACGGCAUGGUGGACGCCGACGAUGACCAGGUGGUGCUCAGCCCAGCAAAGAGUGCUGGGAAGAUAGACGUACGUAUGAAGGACACCAACAUCUACACCACCCAGGACGAGGACUCCCACUUCUUCUUCCACCUGGUCAUCCUGGCCUUCCUGGUGGCCAUUGUAUACAUCACCUACCACAACAAGAGGAAGAUCUUCCUGCUAGCCCAGAGUCGGCGCUGGAGGGACGGCCUGUGUUCUCGCAACAACGUGGAGUAUCAUCGGCUGGACCAGAAUGUCAACGAGGCCAUGCCCUCCCUCAAGAUGACUCAAGAUUACAUCUUCUGAGCAGAGAAGGAAGUUGAAAGAACUAAAACGAGCCUUUUCCCAGCUGCAUUGUUGAAACGCUUGCUUGCCCACAAGCUUGCCCCACUUUUUCUUGCUUCAGGAAAAACCUGGGCAGGAGGGAGUUUGAUGGUAUGACCACUCUGUAAUCGAUACACGUUUUCAAUGUUUGCCCACGUAUGCUGGAAAUAUUAUUUUCUGUUUUGUUAACCAUAGUCCUGGGUUUUGAAAUUAAUUAUGAUUUUAGUAUUUGAUUUAUUUGGGUGGCCUAUACUUGUCUGUAUGAAAUACGUUCUCACCAUGUUUAAGCCUUACUAUCAUUCUACACUUAUUGUUUUGCACACUUAAGUGUUUGUGCUGAUUACACACUUAGAAAAUUGGAAUGUAAAUAGUGUCAAUCAAUACCAAGAUUAAUAACCAAUAAUAGUGUACUUUACUUGCUAGUCACUAAUCUGCCCUGUAAUGAAUGAAGGCUAUUUGUAGUGGUUCGCCUCAAAGCCCUCAAUCCACAAAGCAUUGCAGUACAAAGCAUUUGCAGUUGUAAAAGUGAAUAUUGUACGUAUGUAGCGUACUACACAAUAUACAUUUAUGUUCAGAACUUGUGGUUAUUUCUUACGCUAAAUCCGUUAGACAAGUGAGGACUUUUGACAUGACAGAGCCCACCACAUUGUGAUAUGGUGGCAGUAAUUCCCUUGCUUGAAAUUGUAUUUUUCCAUAAUCCGGCAUUUGACUGGUUUUCUUAUUAACACGUUGGCCAGAUUGUGCUAUGCACUAA